GGACCUUCCUUCCCUUCAUCCCGGCAAGCUAAAAUCCAUUUCCUCCCCUUUCGCCCAUCCAUCAUCAUCUUCAUCUUCCUAUUCGUCUUCGUCAUCAUCAUCUUCUCUCUCACAUUCAUGAGGCCAUGCACUCUCCUGUUGCCUCAUUCUGAUGCGAAGACAACGCCAACAGUCUCAAAGAUCCCUGCUUUACCAACUGAGCGCACUAGCUUUCUGGUUUCUAGGGCUCAGCUUUGAUAAAGGAAGGAUCUUUCGGUGUUCCUGACCUGGAAGAGAUGAGCUCGUGGCCGGUGGAUCCCGGCGGCCAUUUUGGACCGGCGCUGGGCUGCAUGAUGUCGUCGCAGUCGGCCAAUUUUGCUGCCUCCGGUAAGCCUGGGUUAGUGUUGCAGAGAGCAGCUAGGGGUUUCAGGCUCGAAGGUGAGAACUAUGGCUUGGGCGGCAGCCAUUUUGAGUUAAUUUCAACAUGUAGUCAACCUCCGAUGGGUGACGGGUUCCAAGCUGAGCAUUUGGAGAGCAGUAUUCAAGCUCCAUGGUUGAAUGGAGUGAAAUCAGAGGUGAAAAAUGGCGAAUUGGGGAUUUGCAGAGAAGAGACCUCCAUGUCUGACCCAAUAUGUGCCAGUGGAGAAGCAAGCUUAAGGAAGAGGAAAGAAAAUGAUAUCACCUCGCCGAAAUCGGUGCCAGACGAAGAAGAUUGCACCGCAAAGCGACAUCGUCAUAUCGAGAACAAUGCGGAGAUUGCUUCGCAAAGUGAUGGCUCCCGGAAUGAUGAACAGAAGCAGGGAAAGGAAGGCAAUGUCGAGCCCUUUGAACCUCCAAAGGAUUACAUCCAUGUCAGAGCUAGAAGAGGCCAAGCAACUGACAGCCAUAGCCUAGCUGAAAGAGUGCGAAGAGAGAAGAUCAGCCAAAGAAUGAAGUUGCUACAAGAUCUUGUACCGGGCUGCAACAAAGUGACUGGCAAAGCCGGAAUGCUAGAUGAGAUCAUAAACUAUGUCCAGUCAUUGCAGCGCCAAGUCGAGUUCCUUUCGAUGAAGCUGGCCACCGUAAGUCCAGAUAUAGAUUUCAACGACUUGAUGAACCUCCAACCGGAAGAUAUGAUUCAAAUUUGUGGCCAUGUACCAAGUUCAGUUUAUCCAUCAUUGCAUCAAAAUUUGAAUUCCCACCACCAACCUCACAUCAAUGGAUAUGGAAAUGCUUCGUCUCAGGUAGGCGAUUUCUGGGAGGAUGAUCUCCAGAGUGUUGUUCAGAUUGGCAUGGGACAAUCUCAGAGGUUCCAUUGUGGUAGGAAGAAGAAUUCACAAGAGAACUUUCGGCUGCUGAAAUGAAAGCUGAGCCAUGAACAGCCAGAUUUCAGCAUAAAAAUGCAACUUUGUCUUCAGCCAAAAUGUUUACUUUAUCAUUUAUUCUGAUAGAUUCAUCAAAAAAUGGUCUAAAGCUGUAUGAUCUUAAGACUUCCAUGAUGUGGUCCAAAUAUUUAAAGUACCACAUUUGUGAUGUACUUGACUAGAAGUGAGGAAGAGGUACUUUUUCAUAUUAAUUUGCUUCUAGUUUUAUAAAAUUACAUUUUCGGUCCUGUAUUUUUUUCAAUUUUAGUCUGAGUCAAUUUACAUUCUUAGUCCAGUAAUUUGUAAUAUUUUUUAAUUUUAGUCUCUUUUCUCCAAAA
Zingiber officinale is the source of this 1660-nucleotide messenger RNA. Its product is annotated as transcription factor bHLH49-like. Lineage: Eukaryota; Viridiplantae; Streptophyta; Magnoliopsida; Zingiberales; Zingiberaceae. Gene Ontology annotation, molecular function: protein dimerization activity; DNA-binding transcription factor activity. Gene Ontology annotation, cellular component: nucleus. The coding region runs from base 276 to 1322 and encodes 348 amino acids. The transcript is spliced from 8 exons. The record is from RefSeq and is a predicted model, not a curated record. Gene Ontology annotation, biological process: regulation of DNA-templated transcription.